Molecule: messenger RNA, 833 nt
Organism: Ruditapes philippinarum (Manila clam)
Lineage: Eukaryota; Metazoa; Mollusca; Bivalvia; Venerida; Veneridae
Product: sarcoplasmic calcium-binding protein-like
Exons: 3
Coding region: 85-618 (177 amino acids)
Molecular function (GO): calcium ion binding
Source: RefSeq, a predicted model, not a curated record
AUUAUCACUUGGUGAUAACUUACAUGUAUUCCUUGCCUUACAUGUCAUAAUUAUUGAAGCUGGAAGUCACUCUUACAUAAGAAGAUGGAUUAUCUUGUAUAUAAAUGGAAGCUAUGGUACACGUGGUUUGAUAUCAAUAAAGACGGUAAAGUCGACUUUGCAGAUGCCGAACAGGAAAGGUCAAAGUUCAGUAAACUACAUCAUCUAAGUGACGACGAGAAGAAGACCGUGAUGGACCAGUUUGGUAAAUGGUGGAGUGAAUACGUCCUCUGGGGAAAAUCUGAGAUGACCGAGUCUGAUUUCAUAGAGCUAAUGAGCAACGCCUGGAAGUCGGAUAAACAGAAGUUUGUUGAGAGGAUGCAGACGUGCAUGGAUAUGAUUUGUAACAUUGUUGAUACAAACAAAGACGGAGAUAUCUCUCUGGAAGAAUUCAACAUUAUUAUGAAGUCGGCAGGGCAUAACGACAAAUCGCUGGACGAAAAGUUCUUCGAGAACUAUCACCCAGUUGAUGGUAAAGUUCCUAUAAAGGUGAUCUCUGAUUCGUGGGUACAUUUUGUAACGUGCGAGGACAGCGAAAAGCCUGAUAUAGUAAAAGUCGCGUUUGAAUUCGGAGUGUAAUAGACUUGAAAAUCCGAUCACUUAUUUUCUUUAUGUUAAAGUGCCCAUAAAUCUGUAAUUGAUGCUUAACUCAGUGAGUUAAAGAUACUUUUAAUUAAAUGUACUUUUAAAAUCUUAUUGUUUGUUAAUACAUAAGACCGUUAUGAUAUUUGCAGAAACACUAUAUUCGUUUUAUAAAUGAUGUUCGAGGAAUAAAAUAUUUUCGCCUGACUUAA